AUGAACCAAAAAACAAUAACCAGUCUAUACGAACAAUAUAAAAAUACGAAUAAGAAAUUAAAGAUAGUUUGUGAUUGGGAUGAAGAAGAAUCGAUAAUUGAAUAUUCUCCUUAUGGUUUUCAUUUGAUGAAAAUACCUUUUUUAACAGAAAACACUUUGAAAAAACAACAAGAACUCAAAAACUCUCCCAAUUUCUACCAGCAAGCACCAUUUUUAACGAUUGCUGAGGAUUUGUUGAAAUUAAUAAAAGAGGGUAAAGUAGAAAGUUUAAUAUUUUUAAGUGCUUAUGAUAAGAGGAAAUUUCCAACAACAGAUUUAAGAAAAGUAGAAAUAUUUAAUAAAACUUUUGGCAAGUUUUUAGAAAAUGCCUCGGACUUUGAUUUAGUGAUUGAUGAUAAUCCUAAUAUUUGUAAUAGUUUGAUAGAAGCAAAAGAGGAAGAAGAACAAAAUUGGAGAGAUCACGGCGAUGAAUGUUAUGGUUGUUCUGAUUGCCAAGGUGGUUCCAACGAAAUGGAAUGA
Molecule: messenger RNA, 519 nt
Organism: Funneliformis geosporum
Lineage: Eukaryota; Fungi; Glomeromycota; Glomeromycetes; Glomerales; Glomeraceae
Source: the annotation of a GenBank genome assembly